Molecule: messenger RNA, 1086 nt
Organism: Hippopotamus amphibius kiboko
Lineage: Eukaryota; Metazoa; Chordata; Mammalia; Artiodactyla; Hippopotamidae
Gene: GPA33
Product: glycoprotein A33
Exons: 7
Coding region: 1-1086 (361 amino acids)
Cellular component (GO): plasma membrane
Source: RefSeq, a predicted model, not a curated record
AUGGGCGCACGUAGGGGGACACUAAGGAGUGGGAAGGGCCGGAGAAGGGGGCCCGAAGAGGGUGGGUACCUUGAUGCCCACGGCCGAGCCCACAGCCCCACCUCCGACCGGAGCCGAGACUGCCAGGUGCAGGAAGUGGGGGCCUCACGCCCAACAUCAGAAACCGGAAUCUGGGUGACUGUCCAUGCCAUCUCUGUGGAAACCCCCAAGGAUGUUCUUCGGGCUGCUCGGGGAAAGAGUGUCACCCUUCCAUGCACGUACCAAACUGCCUCCCUCAACCGAGAAGGAUUUAUCCAAUGGGACAAGCUUCUAAGGACUCAUACGGAAAGGGUGCUCAUCUGGAAUUUUUUGACCAAAAGCUACAUCUACGGUAGACUUUAUGAGAACCGCGCCAGCGUGUCGAGCAACGCCGAGCAGUCAGACGCCUCCAUCACCAUUGACCAGCUGACCAUGGAUGACAACGGCACCUACGAGUGCUCCGUCUCGCUGAUGUCAGAUCUGGAGGGCAUCUCCAAGUCGCGCAUCCGCCUCUUGGUCCUCGUGCCACCCUCCAAGCCAGACUGCGGCAUCGAGGGAGACACUGUGAUUGGCAACAACAUCCAGCUGACCUGCCAAUCAAAGGAGGGCUCCCCAGCCCCUGAGUACAGCUGGAAGAGUUAUGAUGUCUCGCACAAGGAGCGUCAAGUCGCACCAGUCACAGGACAGGUCUUCUCUCUGAAGAACAUCUCCACAGAAAUGUCGGGUUACUACAUCUGUACCUCCAGCAAUGACGUGGGGACGGAGUCCUGCAACAUCACUGUGGCUGUCAGACCUCCCUCCAUGAACGUGGCCCUGUACGCGGGCAUCGCGGGGGGCGUGGCCGCGGCGCUUAUUAUCAUCGGCAUUAUUGUCUACUGCUGCUGCUGCCGGGAGACCCGCAAGGCCGAGGACACCGAGGUCGCGCGGCCGAAUCGGGCGGCCUACCGGGAGCCACCAGAGCAGCUGACAGAGCUUUCCAGAAGACAGGAAGAGGAGGGCCAGGAUGACUAUAGGCAGGAAGACCAGAGGGACCCCGGCCAAGAGUCCCCUGACCAGGCUGGCCGAUGA